Messenger RNA from Anthostomella pinea, 1428 nucleotides. NCBI's taxonomy places the organism in Eukaryota, Fungi, Ascomycota, Sordariomycetes, Xylariales, Xylariaceae. The record is from the annotation of a GenBank genome assembly.
AUGAGACUCACACAUGGACUCAUUGGCCUCUUGGCCGGACUCACCGCCGCCGGUACCAUCAGCACGACGCAGAUGCGCAAUGUCGUCUACUUUGACCAAUACCAUACGGCGAUCGUGCCGGGCAAGGACAUCACAGCGGGCAUAACGCACGUGAUCAUGACCUUCGCCAACUCGUCGCUCUUCGCGCCCACCACAUCCGGGCCCUACACGCCCUUCAUGCCCGUCCCCUCGGUGCGCGCGCACUUCGACAGCGGCGCAAAAGUGGGCAUCGCCAUCGGCGGCUGGGGCGACACAGCAGGCUUCAGCGCGGGUGCGGCCUCGGCCGAGACGCGCCACACCUACGCGGCCAACGUGGCGUCCAUGGCCGCGGAGCACGGCUUCGACUUCGUGGACGUCGACUGGGAGUACCCCGGUGGCAACGGCGAGGACUACCGACAGACGCCCAACGCGGACAAGACGACCGAGAUCACGACGUUCCCGCUGCUGCUGAAGGAGAUCAAGGCCGCCAUCGCGCCGCGCGCGCUGUCCAUCGCCGUGCCCGGCCUCGAGCGCGACAUGAUCGCCUACACGCCGGAGCAGGCGCCGCAGAUCUUCGCCAGCGUCGACAUGGUCAAUGUGAUGGCAUACGACCUGAUGAACCGCCGCGACGUCGUGACAAAGCACCACAGUUCCGUGUCGGGCUCGCUGGACUCGGUCAGGCGGUACACGGCGCUCGGGCUCGACGCGUCCAAGAUCAACCUGGGCCUUGCGUACUACGCCAAGUACUUCCAGACGCCGGCCAACGCGUCGGCGUGUACGACGGGCACGGGGUGUCCCAUCGUGCCGGCCGAGAACGCCGACGGCAGCGACGCGGGCACGUCCGGGACCGUGACGUUCGAGCGCCAAGUGUCGGUGCCGGGGAACCUGACGACGUCGACGGACGAGAGCUGCGGCACGGGCACCUUCUUCACAUGCGCCGGGCUGGCGGGCAAGGGCUGCUGCUCGCAGUACGGAUACUGCGGGGCUACGACCGCGCACUGCGGCGCGGGGUGCCAGAACGGCUACGGGACGUGCAGCGGUGCGGAUAUCCAGACAUCGUACCAGACGGCGAUGGAGCGCGGCGUGCUGGACCAGCGGGAGGGCGGGAUGUGGUACUGGGAUGCCGAGGCGAAUCUGUUCUGGACGUGGGACACGGUCGAGCUGAUGCAGCGCAAGUUCGUCGAGAUCGUGGCGCCGCUCGGUCUCGGAGGCGUCAUGGCCUGGAGUCUGGGCGAGGAUAGUGCCGAUUGGAGCCAUAUACUUGCUGUCUCGCAGGCGGUGAGGGAGAAGGGGUCGCCGUUGAUGAUUGCUGGACGGCAUGCCCGGGAGGUUCAUAGACGGGCUAUGCGGCCUGGGCGAUACCAGAUGAGACAUGAGCAUGUCCGGGAGGUCUCUGUAGGUGAACUGUAG